Betta splendens (Siamese fighting fish) is the source of this 1885-nucleotide messenger RNA. RefSeq names its product serpin peptidase inhibitor, clade D (heparin cofactor), member 1 (gene serpind1). The record is from RefSeq and is a predicted model, not a curated record. Gene Ontology annotation, molecular function: serine-type endopeptidase inhibitor activity. Gene Ontology annotation, biological process: negative regulation of endopeptidase activity; blood coagulation. The transcript is spliced from 7 exons. Lineage: Eukaryota; Metazoa; Chordata; Actinopteri; Anabantiformes; Osphronemidae. Bases 135 to 1652 code for a protein of 505 amino acids.
UGGUUUGUUUGAUCUGGUCUAUUUGUUCAGGAGCAGCUCACAUCAAAGUUCAGUCUUCUGUUCCGUCCCUGGCUCACAGGAGCAAACAGACGCGAGCACAGCACUUCCCACCAGCGCACAGGAACGCCUCCAGGAUGUGGGUAAUCACCGUCACCGCUGUGGCCUGCCUGCUGUUCAGCCCUUCGCUGGCUGGGAUCAAAGGCAUCAGCUCUCACUUCGAUGAUCCUAAACCCGACCCCAGGGGCUUUCAACCGGACCAGCCACUGGACAUACAGGCCCUUCCCUUGGAGUUCCACAAAGAAAACACCGUCACCAAGGACCUGGUCUUUGAUGGAUUUGAAGAUGAAGAUUAUAUUGAUUUUGAUAAGAUCAUAGCUGCAGGCAGUGACGACUACAUAGAAGGGGAUGAGAUUGAUGAGAUUGCCACGCCAGCCCCAGACAUCGACAUCUUCGCCGAGCCGUCCGACCCAAAGACCCGUCGGGCCCGACUCCUGCAGCUGUUCCAGGGACGGUCACGCCUCCAGCGCCUCAACAUCGUCAACGCGCGCUUCGGUUUCAACCUCUACCGAAGUCUUCGUAACCACGUAAACCAGAGCGACAACAUCCUGAUAGCACCCGCCGGCGUCUCCAUCGCCAUGGGGAUGAUGUCUCUAGGGGCGGGGCCGGCGACCCACGGCCAGGUCUACAAAGCGUUGGGAUUCACGGACUUUGUCAACACUAGCCAUCAGUACGAAAACGCCACGGUUCACAAGCUCUUCAGGAAGCUGACGCACCGGCUGUUCAGGAGGAACUUCGGCUACACCCUGCGCUCCGUUAACGACGUCUACGUGAAGAAGGACAUCUCCGUGAAAGACGCUUUCCGUGCAGAGACCAAGGCUUAUUACUAUGCAGAGCCGCAGUCGGUGGACUUCAGGGACCCCUCCUUUCUGGACAAGGCGAACAAUCGCAUCCAAAAGCUCACCAAGGGGCUGAUCAAGGAACCUCUGAAGAGCGUGGACCCAAACAUGGCGCUGAUGCUGCUAAACUACCUCUACUUCAAAGGUACCUGGGAGCAGAAAUUUCCCAAAGAUAUGACUCACUACCGCAACUUCAGAAUCAGCGAUAAGAUGAACGUGCGCGUGCCGAUGAUGAGCAACAAGGGGAACUAUCUGGCCGCUGCCGACCAUGAACUGGAGUGUGACGUCCUCCAGCUCCCGUACAGAGGGAACAUCAGCAUGCUCAUCGCUUUGCCCAGAAAGAUCACCGGCAUGAGGACUUUGGAGCAGGAGAUCUCCCCCACCGUUGUCAACAAGUGGCUCAAAAACAUGACAAACAGGACUCGAGAGGUUGUCUUGCCCCGGUUUAAACUGGAGCAGAACUAUGACUUGAUUGCAAAUCUGAAGGAGAUGGGCCUCACUGACUUGUUCAAAGAGACUGGAGACUUCACUGGAAUGACGUCUGAGAAGGUGGCUAUGAACUGGCUGAAGCACCAAGGGACCAUCACUGUGAAUGAAGAGGGCACCGAAGCUGCCGCUCUGACCCAGAUGGGCUUCAUGCCCCUCUCGUCUCAGAUCCGCUUCACUGUGGAUCACCCGUUCCUGUUCCUGAUCUACGAGCAUCGAACAGACUGCCUGGUGUUCAUGGGCCGGGUGGUCAAUCCCUCACAGAGCUAAACGUCAUCGCCUAAUCCUGCCAAACACCUAAACUGCUCACCACAGUCUCACGUUUGGUUCCAACAAAGUUUGGAUGAACCUCGGAAACAUCUCUAAGGUGUUUUACAGUAGUCAACUACUGAUAUUAUUCGAUAUGUAAACGUAAAUCAAGUGUGUGGCCUGAACAUUAAGGCCUCUUCUUUGUGUUGCUCAAACUGCUGAGUAAGUAACUCAAUAAAGGCUGGUUAGCUAAC